This is a messenger RNA of Parnassius apollo (apollo), 2046 nucleotides long. The record is from the annotation of a GenBank genome assembly. NCBI's taxonomy places the organism in Eukaryota, Metazoa, Arthropoda, Insecta, Lepidoptera, Papilionidae.
AUGUCGACCGGUCAAUGGGAAAUUGUUGGAAAAAGCAAAAAAUCUCAAAAUGGUAAGGUAAAAAAUGUUAAAGAAGAUGAGAAGAAACCGCAAAAAAAUCUUCCUAAACUUGAAGAUAUUUUACCUCAUUCUCAAAUAAAAUCAUUUUAUGCGGGCAUGGAAAUAGAUGAUACCAGAAAACCGCCAAAAGAGAAAAAGAAGGAGGGAGACAAAAAGGCUAAGAAGCAGCAGGAUAAGAAAGCUGAACCUCCUAAACCUAAGCCACCUAAAACCAUUGAAGGAGCUUUGGAAGCAAUUGACCCAGCGGAACUUGCAAAUAUAAUAACAACUAAUAAAAUACGAUUUUCUAAUGCUCCAUUAGUUUGGCUGAAAGAAGUUGCUAAUUACCUUAAUUCAAAAACACAAAUAGAUGUUGAUGAUCCUACUUUCUCAAACUAUCCACCAACAUAUCCACUUUGUGCUAUUCCUGCAGAAAUUAAGAGCAGCUUGGAAAAUGUUUUAAAAGAUGCUGGGAAAGCCAACAAUCAAUUAUUUUUUGAUGUUACUCUCACCGCGUUAGCUAAUGAUAUGAGUAGAGGUCAGUUAGUAAAUGGGCACAGGCUUCUCUUGCAAAUGCUUGCUCUAGAGUUUCCCGAAUUCUGCACAGCAUCAAUUCCAAAAAGUGUCAGCUUAAGAAACUCUUACCAAAACCGACCUCCUAUUGGGCUUUCUUUAUUAUGGGCAUAUGGACAAGGAGGGCUCAAAGAUUUUGCUGUUGGAAUGAAAGUUUGGCAGGAAUUGUUUCUUCCUAUUAUUGAGUUGAAGAAUUAUUCAAAGUAUGUUUUAGCAUAUUUGUCUAAGCUCUUGGAUAGGCAUGGGAACAUGGACAGCACUAAAAUUAGCCAGGAGCAACUUUUAACAAUGUUCGAUUUGAUUAAUAAUAAGAAAAAUAGUCUAUCUAAAGAGUUGUCAAGUGACCUUAUCAAACAAUUAAGUAAAUAUAAGGAUGUAUUUUUCAAUAAAAGCGGCAAUAAGUUACAAGUGACCUUUAACCAACUAAUGAAGAAAUUACCAAAUCAAUAUUUAAGUGGUACUAGUUUGGAUUCAUACAAUAGAGUUCUAGUUGAAACUUUAGUAGAUUGUUUGGGACAUGAUGAUUCUUGCAAUGCCACUUGGAGACAAUUAUUCCAUAAAUGUACUAAGCAAUCCGCUACUCUGCUUGAUCUUAUUGAUAGCAAUUGGACAGAAGUAAGUCCGAAGCUGAAGCUGAAAUCUUUAAAAACUACAGUAAUCCAAUAUAAAGAAAUCAGCAAAGAUGCAUUAAAAGGAAAGAAAAAAGAUGAGACAGUUGUUAAGGCAGAUAAAAUAUGCCAGACUGAAAUAAGAUCGAUAAUUUUAUUAAUAAAAAAGUGUAUUCAGGAUAUUCUAGACAGAAUGACGAGCACUAGAAGGUUCCCUUGGCUGUGGGCCAGUUUCUUACUGUUGGUUGCCAUUGCUGGAUUGAUCACAUAUGAUGUCUCUAGAGUUGGUGGCAAUUUUCCCAAAAGUAAUACUGGACGAUUGAUGAAAGAUCUAGGCAUCCUAGAGCACAGUCAAAAAGCAUGGCAAAAGACAUUGUCUACUUCAGCGCGUGGAUAUAUUUGGCUGGAAACCAAUACUCCAAUAUAUUAUGCUCAAACUGUUGAAAUUUGUAAGCCAUAUUCACAGCUCUCUAAAGAUGUGCUCAUAUUGACUAUGAAGAAAGCUGGAAUACUUUAUGACAACAUUAGAGAGUAUGUGGUAGAAAAAACACCUGUAGUUGUUGCUACUAUUGAACAAUAUGCCCCGGGAAUGAUCGAAAAUAUUCAAUUUUACACAUCAUCUGCAUUUGCUACAUUGAAGAAGUAUGUAACAGAUUAUUAUAUUUGGAUGGCAGAAUAUUUGAAGACUAAAGUUUUUAUAGGCGAAUGGGCACCUGAGAUUCUACAAAAUAAAACACAAGUGGCAUUGAAUGCAACUAAGUACCAUAUGUCAUCAUAUUUCCACUGGUUCAGAGAACAAGUCCAUGUGUAUUCGGAGAUACCCUGA